Molecule: messenger RNA, 706 nt
Organism: Cicer arietinum (chickpea)
Lineage: Eukaryota; Viridiplantae; Streptophyta; Magnoliopsida; Fabales; Fabaceae
Product: FCS-Like Zinc finger 17-like
Source: RefSeq, a predicted model, not a curated record
UUCUCUCUACUACUACUCUAUUCAAAAAUCUUCUACAAAAUUUCAUGAACAUCUUCAAGGUGAAAUCCAAAGAAGAGAAGCAUGAGCUAAACAUAAGAAGAAAACAUCAUUUCAGCUCAAUUGAUAGUACCAACAUGAAAGUUGGUUUGAAACUCCUUCCUCAAAUUACAAACUCAAAGAGCAACUCAAAUGUUCUUAUUAAAUCUUCAUUGAAAAAGUCAAACCAAAUUAUUCCUAUGGAUUUUUGCUUCCUUAAAACUUGCAAUCUUUGUAAUAAAAAGCUCAGCCCUCACAAAGAUAUCUACAUGUACAGGGGAGAUCAAGGUUUCUGCAGUAUAGAGUGCCGGAACAGACAAAUAUUUUUGGAUGAGAUGAAGGAAUUAGAGAGCUCUACCAAAAAAAUGGUUCAAUCUUAUAGACAAUGUUGUAAUGAGGCACGUAGAGAGACACACCAUAUACUUGAGGAUCUCCGAAUGCAAAGAUUUAAAUCUAAACUAUAUAAACCAUUUCCAAUUUAAUCAAAAUUAAUCAGCUAGCUAUAUAAGUCCAACUAAGAUAUGUUUUUUAGUUACCAGAUUUUUUGACAUAAUGAUGUCAUUGAUGUGACAUGUAAAUUAUUACUUUCUUUUAGAUGUUUUUCUUUUUAUUUUGAUGUAUGUACUUUAUAAUCUCAUAAACUGAAGAUUAAUUAUUAUUUUAUUUUUUA